AUGUGAAUAGAGAGCUUAGUCACUUUUUUUAACCAGCCCUGAGUUCAUGCUGUGUUUCAGUUUUAUGUGCUCAAGCUGAGAGGCAGGUAUGUUCCACGACUGAAGAUCCUUUUUUACAUAUAUUUUAUAAUGUCAGCAUGAGCUUUUUGCUAGAUGACUAAGUGAGUUUUCAAAGUUUUCUUCUGGAUCAAUAAUGACAACAUGGUUGGAGUCAGCCACUAACUUUGACAUCAACAGUAUUUGGACCCUUAAAUCACCUUUAUCAGAAGAACUGGUUUAUCUCGACAAUGAAGUUCAGGUGGCGACAGACAAAGUUGCUGGUAAGCUGAGUUCUACUCUCUCAUGGGUCAAGAACUCUGUGUCCCACACGGUCAGUCAGAUGGCUAGCCAGGUGGCCACGCCUACGUCCCUGCCGACCACCGCUACCUCAUCAUCCACAUCUCUGUCCUCGCCCGUGCUCUCUCCGUCCUCACCUCCACAGCUCAGUCCAGAUGAUGUGGAGCUUCUUGCUAAGCUUGAGGAACAGAACAGGCUGCUGGAGACAGACAGUAAAUCACUCCGCUCCAUGAAUGGCUCCCGGCGCAACAGUGGCUCCUCUCUGGUGUCCAGCUCCUCGGCCUCCUCCAACCUCUCACACCUGGAGGAGGACACAUGGAUCCUGUGGGGCCGAAUCGUCAAUGAGUGGGAGGAAGUGCGCAAGAAGAAAGAGAAGCAGCUCAAGGAUCUUGUCAGAAAAGGAAUCCCUCAUCACUUCCGUGCAAUUGUGUGGCAGUUGCUAUGUAAUGCCCAGAACAUGCCCAUUAAAGAUCAGUACUCGGAGCUCUUGAAGAUGACCUCACCCUGCGAGAAGCUCAUUCGCAGAGACAUCGCCCGCACAUAUCCCGAGCAUGACUUCUUCAAGGAGAAGGACAGUCUAGGCCAGGAAGUGCUCUUCAAUGUCAUGAAGGCGUAUUCUCUGGUGGACCGGGAGGUCGGUUAUUGCCAAGGAAGUGCCUUUAUUGUGGGACUGUUGCUCAUGCAGAUGCCAGAAGAGGAGGCUUUCUGUGUGUUUGUGAAGUUGAUGCAGGACUACAGAUUACGAGAGCUCUUUAAACCCAGCAUGGCUGAGCUGGGCCUCUGCAUGUACCAGUUUGAGUGUAUGAUUCAGGAACAUCUCCCAGAGCUUCACAUUCAUUUUCAAGCUCAGAGCUUUCACACCUCUAUGUACGCCUCCUCAUGGUUUCUCACCAUCUUCCUCACCUCUUUCCCGCUGCCUGUUGCCACAAGGAUCUUCGACAUCUUCAUGUGUGAGGGACUUGAAAUAGUGUUUCGUGUGGGCAUGGCUAUUCUUCAGAUGAACCAAACAGAACUCAUCCAACUGGACAUGGAGGGAAUGUUACAGCACUUUCAGAGAGUCGUCCCACACCAAUUCGACAGCGGACCAGAUAAGGUCAUCCAGAUGGCUUAUCAGGUCAAAUACAAUGCCAAGAAGAUGAAAAAGUUGGAAAAGGAGUACACUACUAUCAAAACAAAGGAGAUGGAAGAGCAGGUGGAGAUUAAGAGGCUGAGAACGGAGAAUCGCCUGCUGAAGCAGAGGAUCGACACACUUGAGAAGGAAAGUGCUUCCUUGGCAGAUAGAUUGAUCCAGGGACAAGUGACCCGAGCUCAAGAGGCUGAGGAGAACUACCUAGUCAAGCGGGAGCUGGCCACAGUCAAACAGCAGAGCGAGGAGGCCGGCGCUCAGCUGGAGCAGGCCAAGAAAACCAUAUUGCAGCUACAGCAACAGCCGCAAGCGAAGGGAGUCCCUCGCUACUCCGAGGAGUCUGUCCUGCAGCUGGAGAAAGAACUUGUUCAGGCUCGGCUGAAGGAGGCAGAGUCCCAGUGUGCUCUCAAGGAGAUGCAAGAUAAGAUCCUGGACAUGGAGAAAAGGAACACUUCGUUACCAGAUGACACCAAUGUGGCAAGACUGCAAGAGGAGUUGAUCGGUGUCAAACUAAGGGAGGCGGAGGCUCUGACCAGCCUGAAAGAGCUGAGGCAGCAGGUCAGAGACCUGGAGGAGCACUGGCAGCGUCACUUGGCCCGCACUGCUGGACGCUGGAGGGACACUCCGAGGAAGAACGCUCUGAGCGAGCUGCAGGAAGAGCUCAUGACGGUGAGACUGCGUGAGGCUGAGGCUCAGGCUGAGCUGCGGGAGACACGGCAGAGGAUGCUGGAGCUGGAGACUCAGAGUCAGAUACACAGUAACCAGCUGCGGCGUGCAGAGCAGGAGGCGCGCUGCUUACAGGAACGUGUGCAAACAUUGACCUCGCAAAACAAAGAUUUGAACGUUCAGCUUCAAGAGAUCAAGAGAAGACAAGCUGAGAUUGAGUGCAAGAGCAAAGAGGAGGUGAUGGCAGUGAGGCUGCGGGAGGCUGACAACAUCGCUGCUAUGGCUGAACUUCAGCAACAGAUCUCAGAGCUGGAAAUUCAGAAAGAAGAGGGAAAAGUCCAAGGUCAGCUCAACCAUACAGACUCAAACCAGUACAUCCGUGACCUCAAAGAUCAGAUCGCUGAGCUGAAGCACGAGAUUUGCUGCUUAAAAGGACAGAGGGGCCUGUCCAACCCACCCACCUUUGACGGGAUCCACAUCAUCAAUCAUUACGGCGGCACCGGGGACUCGUACCACUCAUCGGAUGAAGAAGGCAUCAAGGACCCCGCCCACCCUGAGAGCCAGCAGAGGAGCGGCGGCCGGAUUAGGCUGCGUCCUUGCCUCGUGGACACAGACAGCGAUGAAGAGGACGAGGACGCGGAGGACAGCGACGCUCUGCGGCUCUGCGUACCCCCCACCGCCAACCACAAGUCCACCAUGUGACCGAAGAAAUCUCCUGUUCUUGAUAUCAAUACAAAAAUAAUCAUUUCAUAUAAAGUGACUCACUUCUGGAGCUAUUUUGUUUUGGUUACCUCGCGUUUGUAUUUUACGGAUGUCAGCGGACACAGAUGUCUGCAUCAUGCACCAGCCUGGUUCAACAGGGACGAUUUUAGUAAAAAACAAACGCUUCAAUGGACUUUUAUUCUAUUUCUUAAAAAAACAAAAACUUUUAUAAAUAAACACUUUGAAUGGACACCGUUAGAGUCUGUCAUGCAAAGCACACUGGUAUGAUCGACGAGACUGUGUGUGCGUGUGUUUGUCUUGACUUGUUCAGAUAAGACCCUAUCUGUUGGAAGUGUCACAUUUUGGCCUUAGCACAUGUCACUUGUUGCUUUUGGUCUGAUGCAGGUCAAUAGAACGUCUGUGUCAUGUAGAUAUGUAUGUGAGUAUUGUUUUUUUUUUUUUUUUUUUUUUUUUCACUUGAAAUGUGGAUCACGUUGUUGAUGACAAAUCACUAAAAGGGACAAUUUAUGUUUCAACACAAGUUUUUUUUUCAUUGAAAAAAAGGACAUGUCUUUCAGAGCACACUGAAGGGAGGCAAGUUUAUCAGUGUUUGCACAGAAGAGGACAACUGGGAGACAACUGAGGUUGAGAGCAUCAGCUGAAUAUGACAACAGUGUGUUGGGCCAUGCACCUGCAUCACUCCAUCACCUGGUAUUGGAUGAGUUAAACCAGGCAAAAAGACCCAGACACCUGCUGGAAUUGACUGCAUCAGUGUUGAAGUUUGUGAUUUUGGACGUUAAAACCUCAGCGCUGAUUCUCAAAUGAACUCUGGCACUGUUAUAAGUGGGAUCUGCAGUAAAAGAACGCACACUCUGGAUCUGUUUGCACACCUCUUUGUGUGUGUGUGUGUGUGUGUUGAAUUAAUAAAAAAAGUGAAAUCAUUUAAA
Messenger RNA from Synchiropus splendidus (mandarinfish), 3777 nucleotides. It is a transcript of the gene evi5b, whose product is annotated as ecotropic viral integration site 5b. NCBI's taxonomy places the organism in Eukaryota, Metazoa, Chordata, Actinopteri, Syngnathiformes, Callionymidae. The coding region runs from base 194 to 2830 and encodes 878 amino acids. The transcript has 20 exons. The record is from RefSeq and is a predicted model, not a curated record.